This is a messenger RNA of Komagataella phaffii GS115, 3027 nucleotides long. Its product is annotated as Essential RNA-binding G protein effector of mating response pathway. Bases 1 to 3027 code for a protein of 1008 amino acids. Lineage: Eukaryota; Fungi; Ascomycota; Pichiomycetes; Pichiales; Pichiaceae. The transcript has a single exon. Gene Ontology annotation, molecular function: mRNA binding. The record is from RefSeq and is a predicted model, not a curated record. Gene Ontology annotation, cellular component: nucleus; cytoplasm.
AUGUCAACCCCUGCCGAGCUUUUAAGCACCAAAAGUUUCUCCAACGUUGAGAGUGGCACCGCUGAAGAGUCACUUCCUCCAAGUACAACGACUCCGUCUUCUGGAGAUUCUUCUUUUAUCAAUGAAAAAUUGUUCCCCUCGAUCAAGUCAGCAUCCACGUCACCAUCUUCUAAUGGCUCAAGACCUGUUUGGGUAAAUGAGACGCCCGCUUCCUCCAAUUUACCCAAGAAAUCGAAUUCUGUAUUGAGAUCACAGAAUGUUCAGGACACCUUCACCAUUGACAACGACCAGCAGUCAUUCCAGCUGUCCAAGGCUGAAAUCCAGAAGGCCGUUGGAGACCUGAAGAAUAGGUUAAAUGUUCGCAUCGAAUCAACCAUUUCUGUAAGAACUGGUGCCAGAACUUUUUUGAUUUCUGGUCUACCCGAAAAUGUUAAGCAGGCUAGAAGAGAAAUUCUAAGAAAGCUCUGCAAGCCUGUUGAUAUUGAGUUCAAGAUCCCUUCCAAGGCAAGAUCUGCCGUAAUUGGACCUCAGGGUAAGACAUUGAAGCCCAUUUUGGAUGCAACAAACGCUAAGAUUGACAUUGAAAAGGAUGACAACACUUCUGAAAAGAGUGAAGAACCUGGUUCUGACGAAGAUGACAUUUUUGGUCCUCUGGUCACCGUCAAGGUGCAAGGUGAUGUUGAAUCUUGUGAGCUUGCCAAGUCUUUAAUUUUCGAUAUUGUCAAUAAGCACACUCUUAACACAUCUGUGCGCAUACCAUUGGCCAAAGCCUUGAGACCCUUGGUCACUCCUGUCAUUUCACAGCUAGAACUCCCUUCAACAGUUGAAGUUCUGGUUCCUGAGGUAAACCAAGGAGUUUCUAACAUCAUUGUUUCGGGCCCAACUUUGGACGUAAUCAAGGCCCGUAACGCCUUAAGGGAAAUCAUUGAACGCGUGGAGAGUUCGGUUGUAAGCGAAUCCAAGACGGUUCCCAAGGUACUGCAUCAAUAUCUAGACGCUGAUGAUAUUUUCAAAGAAACAGGUGUUUCUGUCUCAAUUCCAAAUGCGGAUGAUCCAUCUGCCGAGGUCGUCUUUUUUGGCGAUGCUUCCAACAUUCCUAAUGCCGUCGCUCUUGCCAAGAGUCAGACAAAGAAUUACUCUUCUUACAGUUUAGAUAUCUCCAAGGCACAUGGUGGUAACUUUCAACAUGCCCAGAGAUUGGCUGCUUACUUUAGAUUCACCUCUUUUUUCGAUAAAUUGGCUCACACUAACGGAGUCCUCAUUACCAGUCCUUUUUUUAACGAGCUGGUUUCUGAUGAUUCCAAAUCCCUGAAUGUAACGUUUAGCGGUAAGGCAAGCGAACCAGAGAAACUUCAACAGGUCAAGAAGGAGAUAAUUAACAAAGUCAAUUCAAUUCCCCCAAGCUCUGUGCGUGCUAUCGAUGAUGUCAAUGCAUUUUUCUUUGACCGUAUAGACCAGAAAGCUGCCAAGGAAGAGAAUGUGGCUCUCAUUCCUUUAGGCAAGUUGGCUGGUGUAUCUAACCUGCUGGUUUUAGUUGCUAACACCACCGAUGAUGAAGACUUCUUACCAUCUCAGGCUGAGAUUGAUGCUAGAUUGGACAAAGUCGAAGAGUCCCUUGCUAAAUGGAGACAGCUCAGCUCAAACUUAGAAGAAAGAGUAGUUGAAGUCCCAGAAAAUGAACAAAAGCUUAUUUCAACUAAAACAUUGAAUCAUUUGACCGAGAAGUUUGAAAACACUAUCAUCAUCAACCUAAACCGAGAUGCAGAUGGUUACUCUGCUGACAAACUCGUAAUUGUUGGAAAGAAAGAGGACGUUGACGAAGCCAUUACGGAAAUUCAAAAGUUUAUCGAAGAACUUAAAGAUUAUGAAAAUGCUUGUAAAUAUACAACUGAGAUCUUGUUCCCAGUGAAACUGCUUUCUUUACUGAUUGGACAGAAAGGUCAUCACUUAGAUAGUUUACGUGAAGAAUUUGACGUUCAGGUUAGUGUCGAGAGUGGCAGAGAUAGAGAGCACCAUGACGAGCAACAAGAAGUCCCAGUUAAACUUGUUGGGUUGAAAGCCAAUUGUGAUGCCUGUAUCAAGAAGAUUUCAGCAUUGCAGAAAGAAUGGGCUGACCGUAAGACAGGUAAGAUCACUGUAGAAAAGAAAUAUCUGGGCAGCAUUAUUGGACGUAAUGGAACUUACGUCAAAAGAUUCCGUGAGAAAUAUAACGUCCAGUUGAGGGUCGACGACGGUGAAGCUGAAUAUAGUGACAUCAUACUUGUUGGUCCGUCAAAGGGUGUUACUAAAGCCUUAGGUGAGAUCAAAGAAUUUGUCGACUAUGAACGUCAAAAUGGAGUUACUGAUAGCAUUACCAUUCCUAAGAAAGCACUUUCGUCUGUUAUCGGAAGAAGUGGUCAGACUAUUCGUGAAAUCAGUGAAGAGACUGGAGUUAAAAUCACCAGACAUGGUGAUGAUGAGGCCUCUGACGAGAGCAAUAAAUCUGGCGAGAAGUUUUACCUUGUUGGUACUAAGAAAGGUAUCAAGGAUGCACGUCUUCGUAUUGAAGAAAUAGUCAAGAGAGUUGAGAACAGAGUUAAGAAAACUGUUUCUGUGGAACGCAAGUACCACAAGGACCUGAUUGGUCCUCAUGGUUCCACUUUACGUGAGAUUAUCCGCAAGGCCGGAGCCAAUGUAGAUGAAAGCCAGCGUGUGUGGAAAAGUUACCUACAAGUCCCUAGUGUUGACUCUGAAUCCACAGAAAUCAUCAGCUCUGGUGAAAAAGCCAUUGUGGAGAAAGUAAUCAGUCAAGUUAAGGAGUUAGUUGGUCGUUUGGAAAGCAAUACUACAGAAAAGAUUACUGUCCCUAGAAAUAGGCAUAUGCGAUUGAUAGGUUAUGGUGGGUCUGUGAAGAACGAGUUAAUGGAAGAGUUUAAAGUUGCCAUAAACAUUCCCAAGAAAGGUUCCGACUCUGAGGUGAUCACAAUUUCAGGAGCUCCUGAGGACAUUGAGAAGGUAAAAGUUCGUAUUGAAGAACUAACCAAAUAA